Molecule: messenger RNA, 1107 nt
Organism: Aspergillus costaricaensis CBS 115574
Lineage: Eukaryota; Fungi; Ascomycota; Eurotiomycetes; Eurotiales; Aspergillaceae
Gene: bud32
Product: serine/threonine protein kinase BUD32
Exons: 1
Coding region: 133-1062 (309 amino acids)
Biological process (GO): protein phosphorylation
Cellular component (GO): cytosol; nucleus; EKC/KEOPS complex
Molecular function (GO): protein serine/threonine kinase activity; ATP binding
Source: RefSeq, a predicted model, not a curated record
AUCCACACCCUCUCUUCUCUCACCACCUCCUACAUUCUCCAUACGACCAACAUAUACACAACCUCACCAACCUCACCUCCCAACCCGACCUCCAAUACAACACCAACACCACCAACGACAAUAACCACCACAAUGACAACAGAAACCUACACACCCCCACCCCUCCCCCCACCCUUCCACCACACCCCCUCUCACCAAAUGCACCUAAUAACCCAAGGCGCCGAAGCCCACCUAUACAAAACGACCUACCUGAGUCCCUCCACCCCCGCGGCCCUCAAGAUCCGCCCAACAAAGCCCUACCGCCACCCGAUCCUCGACCGGCGAUUGACGCGUGCCCGCGUUCUCCAGGAAGCGCGGUGUCUUGUGCGUCUGGUGCGCGAGGGCGUGAAUGUUCCGGCUGUGUUGGCGGUGGAUUGGGAUAUUAACAAUACCAACAAUAACCAUAGUGGUGCUGGGGGGGAUGUGGGUGAGGGUGUUAGGGGAAAUGGGGCAUGGAUCCUCAUGGAGUGGAUCGAGGGAUGUGUGGUUCGGGUUGUGAUUCAGAGGUGGGAGAGGUAUAUCAAGUCUCGCUCUGCAUCUGGUUCUGGUGUAGGUGUUGGGGCGAAAAGGCAGGUUGAUGGGGAAGUCAAGCUACAGGAUAAUGAGAUUGAGGAAGAGGAGAGGAAAGUCAAGGGGUUGUUGAGACGUGUUGGGGCUGCUGUGGGUGCGUUGCAUAAGGCGGGUGUGGUGCAUGGGGAUUUGACCACGAGUAAUUUGAUCUUGAGGGGUGUUGAUGAGCCCGCGGCUGAGGGUGAUGGGGAAGGGGAAGGAGUGAGUCCUGAUAUGCAGGGUGAGGUGGUGUUGAUUGAUUUUGGUCUGGCGAGUCAGAGUAUUCAGGAUGAGGAUCGCGCGGUCGAUUUGUAUGUCCUGGAGCGCGCGUUUGGGAGUACGCAUCCCCGUACGGAGCCGUUGUUUGGGGAGGUGCUUGAGGGGUAUCGUGCGAGUUAUCGCGGGUCGGGGUCGGUGUUGAAGAGGUUGGAGGAUGUGAGGAUGAGGGGGAGGAAGAGGAGUAUGAUUGGUUAGGUUUAUCAUUCUUGUUCUUUUCUUGCGGGGGUAGAGGGAUGGUGA